Molecule: messenger RNA, 19129 nt
Organism: Chrysemys picta bellii (western painted turtle)
Lineage: Eukaryota; Metazoa; Chordata; Testudines; Emydidae
Source: RefSeq, a predicted model, not a curated record
AAAGAGACAAGCGAAACUUCACAUUGAAAGAAAGCUUUUUUUUUUUUUUUUUAAAAGAUGAAUACACCCCGGGAACUGUAACCCAAAUGUUUCUCUGUCCGUGGAGAAGAUUUCAUUUUUGAAACAAGAUUUCUACGGAAGCUGGGUGUGUUCCAUCAUCAUGUUCUGGAAGUUUGAUUUGAACACAACAUCACAUGUGGACAAGCUGCUGGAUAAGGAAGAUGUGACACUGCACGAGCUGAUGGAUGAAGAUGACAUCCUACAGGAGUGCAAGGCACAGAACCGCAAACUGCUGGACUUCAUCUGCCAGCAGCACUGCAUGGAGGAGCUGGUUAGCCUCAUCACACAUGAGCCCCCCGUGGACAUGGACGAGAAGGUCCGCUUCAAAUAUCCGAAUACAGCCUGUGAACUCCUGACCUCUGAUGUGCCACAGAUCAACGACAAGCUAGGAGGAGAUGAAACUUUAUUGAACAUUCUGUAUGACUUCUUGCAUCACGAGCCGCCUUUGAACCCUUUGCUUGCCAGUUUCUUCAGCAAGACUAUUGGGAAUCUCAUUGCAAGAAAAACUGAACAGGUGAUUGGAUUUUUGAGAGAUAAAGACCAAUUUAUUAGCCUGGUACUAAAGCAUAUUGAUACAUCUGCAAUGAUGGACCUGCUGCUUCGUCUGAUCAGCUGCGUGGAACCAGCACCUCUACGGCAGGAAGUAUUAAACUGGCUUAAUGAAGCAAAAGUAAUUCAGAGACUUGUGGAGCUGAUCCAUUCGAGCCAGGAUGAGGAUAGGCAAUCAAAUGCUUCCCAGACCUUGUGUGAUAUCAUAAGACUGAGCAGAGACCAGGGCAACCAGCUACAGGAGAUAUCGGAGCCUGACCCGCUUCUCACAGCACUGGAAUCGCAAGAAUGCGUGGAGCAGCUUUUGAAAAACAUGUUUGAUGGAGACCAGACUGAAAACUGCAUAGUGAAUGGAACUCAGAUUUUAUUAACGUUAUUGGAGACAAGGCGCUCUGGAGUGGAGGGACUGAUGGACUCAUUCUCUCAGGGAUUUGAAAGGUCUUACACUGUCAAUAGCAGCAUCUUACAUGGUAUUGAACCACGGCUAAAGGAUUUUCACCAGCUUCUACUCAAUCCCCCUAAGAAAAUGUCAAUCCUGACUACAAUUGGUGUCUUGGAGGAGCCAUUGGGGAAUGCUCGUCUUCAUGGAGCUCGACUAAUAGCUGCUCUGCUUCACACAAACACUCCCAGUAUUAACUAUGAACUAUGCAGACUCAAUACCAUGGAUUUAUUACUUGACUUAUUUUUUAAAUAUACAUGGAAUAACUUUUUGCACUUCCAAGUGGAACUGUGUAUAGCAGCUAUUCUCUCGCACUCAGUGCACGAAGGGAAAUCAGCAACAAAUGAUCUGGAAAAUAAAGAGGAGGUGCUGAAUGGGAAUGUGACCACAGAGGACUUGAAGACUCCAGACCUCAGUCCAGAGAAUGUUAUGGUGACACAUUUGUUCCAGAAGUGCUGCCUGUUGCAAAGGAUAUUGGAUGCCUGGGAAGUCAAUGACAAAAUACAGGCAGAAGGUGGAAUGAGGCGAGGGAAUAUGGGCCACCUUACCCGAAUAGCCAAUGCUGUGGUACAGAAUAUGGAGAAGGGCCCCAUGCAGACCCAGAUCAGUGAAUUCAUUAAAGAGCUACCUGAGGAUUGCAGAGGGAGGUGGGAGAGCUUUGUAGAAGAGACACUGAGAGAGACAAACCGGAAGAAUACAGUGGAUUUGGUGAGCACCCACCAUCUGCAUUCUUCCAGUGAGGACGAGGACAUCGAGAGUGCUUUCCCCAAUGAACUCUCCCUCCAACAGGCAUUCUCAGAGUACCAAAUCCAACAGAUGACAGCCAACUUUGUGGAUCAGUUUGGCUUCAAUGACGAAGAGUUUGCAGACCAGGAUGACAAUAUCAAUGCACCUUUUGACAGGAUUGCAGAGAUAAACUUCAACAUAGAUGCGGAUGAUGACAGUCCAAAUGCAUCCCUCUUUGAGGCCUGCUGCAAUGAACGGAUCCAACAGUUUGAUGAUAAAGAGGAGGAGGAAGAUAUCUGGGAGGAGAAGGAAAUAACCUAUGCAACCCAAGUCAAAUCAAGAACACGGUUUGGAGUGUCUCAGACCUCAGAGAGUUCCUCAAAAAGUGAUCUAGAGAAUGGGGAUCAUGAUGGCAGUGUGGACUCAGAAGAAGAGGAAGAAACAGAAGAACAAACAACACCUCUCACCGAGAACACCAACAAGAAUAAUCCUUCUGAGCAGAAAGACUCUGACUCUACUGAAGGAUCUGGGUGGACAGCUGUGUUUGAGUCUGUGAAUUCAAACCCCCCGGCACCCUGUGUGGCCAUGGAUGUUGGAUCAAGUGUAUGGGAUUCAGCAGCACCAGAGACAGCCACUCCUGAGGAGAAAGGAUGGGCAAAAUUUACAGACUUCCAACCUUUUUGUUGCUCAGAAUCAGGUCCCAGAUGUAGUUCUCCUGUGGAUACAGAAAGCAGUGACUCAGAGGGAAACCCCAAGCAGGGUCAGGACAAGAACUUCAGCGCUGCCUCACCCUGCGUUUGGAAUGUCUGUGUGGCAAGGAAGGCACCUCUGGUGGCUUCAGACAGCAGCUCAUCUGGAGGCUCAGACAGUGAGGAAGAGGAGGAUAAAGCUGAUAUCGUCACAGAAACCAUCAGUACAGGCUCAGGCCAGGAAACCAUCAAACUCACCAUGGAUGCUAAGAACGAGAAGGCUGUGUUCACCAGAAUAUUUAGACCUUCAGUCAGAGGUGAUGCAGACUGCCUGGUUAUUGACAAGCUGACCAUCACCGACAUGGGAACGACAAAGGUGUCCAAACCACUAAACAGCAUGCCCCCGCAUUCUGAGGAGCUCCACAACGCUGCAGCUGUCAGCAUGGCUGCCACAGAAAGCACAACAAAAGACAGGAAAGAGGAGGUCUUGCCAUGUGCUGAAGCCACAUUAAAUGGCCCUGCUUGAUGAAGCAAAUGCAGUGGGACAUGUCUGAUCCAGGCCAGGCUGCUACCUGGUGAUGCAAUUUGUCAGUUUUUUUCAUUUUAAUUUUAUUUUUUAAUAAAUGCUGCAUUGAUGAGCGAGCUGGCAUUCAGGACCAGACACACGAUUUCAACACCAACAAUCUGUUCCGGAAGACACUUGUAUUGUCUAAAUGUAGCAUUGAUCAGUUAGUCAUCACAGGAGUGAUUCGGCCCUACCCAAGGAAGCCUUCUGCCUAAUUUUAGUACCUUGUCCCCCUCCCUCUUCUUCCCUUGUUUUUGUUUUCUAUUUGGGGUUCAAUCCUAUUUUCUUAGUGUUAUUGCACACAGUAUUCAGCUUCUCUUCAGAAAGGUAGCAGGUCUAACGCUGGGACUUGGACGGUGCACAAUAAGUCCUGCAGUCGUGUGACCAAAGUUCCUGAUGGAGCUGUCUUUGGGCAGCAUUUGCACCGCUUUUGUAUAGCAAUAAAGCCUUAUCAGAAACAUUUCAUAGGAGGUAAAGAUAAAACAAACACUUUAAAUGGGAUGAGGCAGGGAGGGCUGGGGAUUUGGGGGGGGGGGGGGUGAAAGGGAAGACAAUGACAUUGUGUCCCAAGCCAGAGGCCAGAUAGCAAAGUUAGUGUAACACUGACCUGUCUUGAGCAGUGGGCUGUCUCUGCAUUCCAGUGAGUUGCACAGUGCUCUGUUUCUGGGGCGUGACAGUUCACUGCAGGAGCUUGGAACAUUUAGCAACUGGUUAUUUCCGUCCACGCCAUCAAAACUCAACCCUAUGGAUGUCGUCGUCCUACGUUGGGCUGGAGAGCGUGCAAAGACAGUAGCAUGUUGUGUUUGCCAUCUGAGAGGACAGUCAUCCCAGGACGGCUGCCACGCAGGGACAGGAGCUGAUGUGGCACAGACAGGUUAUCAGGUGCUUGCUGGCUUUUUGGAGACUAAUGUAUUUUCAAAUUGAUAUGGAAAUCUUUUUGUUCUGUUUUUAACGUUUUUAAUGGAUGCAGGAACAGCAACACUUUUGCACUUUGUACCUAGUGACAGCAAUGGAGAAUGAUGUGGCCCCAGCACAGGACUCCUGCUGUAAAGCCCCAUGUAGACGGUUGUGGAGGGGGCUGGGGAGACACACUGCUCUCAGGAACUGUGAGGUAGAACAGUGCAGAGAAAAGGACGGUACCUAGAACUGCCCAGGAGCAAGGUCAUGUAAGGUUGUGUACUUGACCCUGGAACAAAGGAGUCUCUGCGUAAGCAUGAAGUGCCCAGCCUGUGCUGGCUUCAGCAGCGAGCUUGUUCCCAGCCUGGACUUGUGCCCUAGGUCGUACGGGUGUAGAAGAUGGGCCACUUUCAGUACCAGGCUCAGGCUCAUAACAGCAGACGGCCAUAAGUUGUGAUCAGUCUAUACUCCUGUAGGCUUUAAACACGGAGCUGGGCUUGCUUUUGUGUGUAAGCCGUGUGCUGAAACCCACCUGGUCACAUUUGAAAUGCCGCUUAUUUUACUAGUCCAAGAUCUAAGCUGGAAAAUCAUUCACUUUGGAAUAAAAGCAUGAGGCUUGGCACAUAGGUAGCCAAAUAGCAUAUUUUCAGCUGUAUUCUCAUCUGUGCGAAUCUGAAGGCCUUCACCUUGUGAGUAUGAAAAAUAGCCCUGACACACCUCUGUUAUCGUGAGCAAAAGCGCCCCAGCCAUAUUUCAGUUUGUUUUUUAAAAUAUUUUAUUUUGAAAUGCCUGAUGUAGAAGUACAUUAUGCUGCAUAUUAAAUGUUCUUAAAAGUAUAUUGGUAUAGAAAAGUGAAGAAUGAAAUGUUCCCCCUUGUCCCAGCAGAACAGACCGACUCGGUAUCAGUGUCUGGAAGUGAGGUGCCCACAACACAAGGCUCUCAUUUGAUUUGUCCAAAGAUACACGUUUUGUUUUGUUCUUAGGGUAGACUGAAGAUUUCCUUUAUUGGAGUGUCAGAAAUGAAGUCCAGAAUGCAGGAAGUAAAAUGAGAUGACACUCAGCAGCCCUGUGAACUCGCAAGUUGUUGUUGAGGCAGUUUCUUGCAGCUGAUACAGCUGUGUUGUCUCCCAACUGCAGGUAUUUGGUAAGCAAAUGCUUUCCAGCUCCAUUGUUCUGGAGGCCCUCUCUCCCUCCAUCAUGCAAUUGAAAGAUGCAUUGUGCUGGGAGGGAAGCCUCACACUCACUGUUGCUCCCCAGGCUGUUCAGAAGCCAGUUUCACUUCACAGCCAAGAUUUUCCAAAAACAAUUACAUGAUUAGUAACCUUGAGUGCCCAGUUGGAGAUGUUUUAUCAGAGUCUGAUUUUCAGAGAGUUGAGGUUCGGCAGUUUAUAAAAAUCAGGCCUCUUUAAGAUCCCUUAAGUUGGGCACUCAAAAAAUUUACUUUGUCAAAGCAGAAAUGUUAUUAACCAAAUACAACAGACCUGCAGCUGAUCCCAGCAGUUACUUGAAAUCCAUGGUUGGGUGUCACAGCCCCAUUAAGUACCUGGUGAGGCCAAUAGCUUGUUCCCAAUCUCUUCUCAGUUGCAAUUCUUGGCUUCCAGGGGCUGCAUUUCCAGCUGGUAUCGUUCUGUGACUAAGUGCAGCCUGCUUGGGAUCUCUUUCAGAGGAGAAGGGGAAAAGUCCGUAGGAAUCUGGUCUUUCUCUUGGCUUGAUGCAAUUUCAGCCACUGCAGUAGGGUAAGUUGCAUCAAGUCUGCAGUGUUAGUAGCAGAUUUUAACCUUUUAUGUUUCAUGUUCAUUAGCUUUGAGCAUUGACUUCAUGACUUCAGGUGAAAGCUUUAAAAAUGUGUUUAAAACAUAUCCAAUAAGCAGCUCUACAUGGCCCAGAAUAUGUUAGGAGUGAGCCCCAACCUUCGCUGCACAGUGUGAAUUUGGAGGGGCUCUUUAUCUGAAAAGACAGUAGUGAACUUGGUCUCUUAUAAAUAGAUAAACUUGUAGAAAUGCCCCAGAUUUCUUGCUUUUAAGACAGUGAAUGAUUCCUCCAUAUUCUGGAGUUUAGGUUCUGAAUUAUACCUCAUUGGCUCCACAGCAUUGUCCUUCCUAUUAGCCAGUGGACUGAGAUGGAAAGUAGCUUUUAUAUGUUUUCACCCUUAGUAUCUUGGAGGUUGUAAUUUAGCACAGAACCUGUCAGGUGGUGGAGUCCUUGCCUGACCCAAAUGAUUUUAUUAGUAAGCUACACACACAACUCUGGUUAUCUGUAUAUUGAACUCUCUGCUAUCUAAAGUCAUGUACAGUAUGUCUAGAUUAAGGUCCCUCUGUCUCCAGUUCAUGUGGCAUGCAGUUUUUCCAUUUGGUCCUCGUUGCUAUCUGAGCUUUCUUCCUAGCCACUUUAGGUUACAGUCUAGUACUCUUGUUGUGUCGCAGUCUGGCCAUUUGAUUGCUGUACUGUAUCCGGAUUACCUUUCGUGGUUAUUUUCUUUUAAGGGUUCACAAUGACUUGAUAAGAAAUCGAGUUAACCCUUUCCUAGGCCGUGCUAGGCCUUGUGCAAUGUCCCAGUUGCAACUAAGAUGUUUCCAUUGUUUAUGAUGACGGAUUGGGACUUACUUUGACCAUUGGAGGUGUUCUUCGUCGGAUGUAUGCUAUACAUCUGGGUCCUCCCACAGGGUAAGCACUGUAUCCUGGGGGGAAUUGGUGCAAGGUUGGAAGCAAGGCAUAUUCUCUACCAAAGAUGGAUUUAUUUACUCCCAGCUGUAUCCUUCAAAAAUAAUUUUAGACUGGAGCAAAAUCAUGAUCAGAAAGCAAUGAAGACUGAACAGGAACUGUAUUCAGCUCUCUCCUUCCCCAUCUAUAUGCAGUAUUUAAAUCUGAUCAUAUCUAUAUGGUAUGUAUAAUUUGUUUAGUUUUGAGUGUGUGUGUGUGUGUGUGUGUAUAUAUAUACACACACACACACAGGUGUGUGUAUAUAAAUAGCAUAAUACAGAUUUCAAUAGAUAUAUGUAUGUUUAUAUACACACACAAUUGGAAAUUGUAUGAAACUUAGUGAAAUGGAGACUCAAUGCACAAAGAACUUGAUUUACAUAUGUAUGCACAGGUACAUAUAAAACUCCAAGACAUGCACAGCCAUAUUUGUUGGUUAAGACUAAGGCUGAUGGAGCAUAGCUUGUGGUGGGAAAAUCUGUUUUAUAUAUUCUAGUUUAAUAAUUUUCACCCAGCAGCGCAUUGAAAUAAAUGGAUUACAAAAGUGCAUUCGCUGCAAAAUGACUGAUUUAUAUCAUUGCUCCUGGCAACGCUGCUGCUGUACAAUACUUUAUCUGCCAAUGUGCUUUUGUACUGGAAGAGGUGGAGGAGUUGGUUGCACACUUCGUAGAGAAACGUAUACAAAUCAGCUGUCAUUAAAAAGUUCUUACGUUGUACUGACAUCUCACCUUGAAGCUGAUAGGACUGUGAAAAAAAUCCUUCAUCCUUUCAGGCAUCAUAAUAUGAUCUGUGGACCUUUGGUGAGUCCUGUCUUGUGAUGUCAGUUGAUCAUUAUCAAGUGUGUAUGACCACUCUGUUGAAAACCAGGGUUUAUUACAUUUGCAAAAAAAUUAAAUCUGUGAAAGGCAAAUCUAUUGUAAUUGCUAUCAGACCAUCCUGUUGUUGAGAUGUUUCAGAGAGAACUGGUUAGGGGGCAUGGGAACUUGCAAACUCAAGUUGUUGUGUUAGAAUCUUUUGCCUUGCUUUUGUGCAGACCUGUUUGUCUGAAUUCUCUUUCACGUCAUUCUGUUCAGGAUUUGGAGAACGUAGGGAGUGCUGCUAGCAGGGAGACCUAUUCUUACAGAUUGAAUGGGACUUGGAAUUGCUUUCUCAGGUGUGAAUUCCCCUGCUGCUAACCUAGAGGUAUGGUUCACUUCAAAAUUGUACCACCAUAAAAACAAAGGAUACUUGAACCAAGGAUAUUUGGUUGUGUUCAGCACAGCUGUCUGGAAAGCACAUGAAAAGUUGGUGAAGUUUUUUCUUUACUCUGGCUUGCCUGAACACCCUGUUGAUGGCAGCCAUCUCAGUCAAAACGUUUGGGACACAGGUGUAAAAUUUGCAGGCCGGGGGAGAGGAAGAGGAAAAGGAAAGCCGAGGCCUAAAGUUGAGAUUGUAAAGGUGGCGGUACAGUUUGCCCCCAUUAUCAGCGGGUGUCCAAAAAUGAGGUUCAGCAAGAUGGCCAGCCAGUUGUAAUUGAAGCAUCAUCUGGCUUAUUUAAGAGGUUGUACCUGGCCAGAAGUUCUGGCUGAUAGAUCGCUAUCCAUGGGCUGUUCACUGCUAUCUACUCCAGAAUGGUUUUCCUAUGUUUUUUUCUAAUGUUCCACUUUCCCUCUAGUUCCCCUGGGCAGAAGCCUCUUGAUUUCCUUCUGCCUUUUUAGCAGCUGGAGGCUUUGUUGCUAGUACAGUGCUCGGAUGUGUGGUUUCGGGAUCCACAGCCCUCUGCAGGGAUAUCACAGGUUUUGCUUCCCUUCCUCAUCUUGUGCAACUUUCCCUGCAUUUUUAACUCCCCUGCCUUUGUACUUUUAAUCAUGGCUCCAUCUUCCCGGAUGAGGAGCCACUUCUACUCCAGCCGUAAUCCCGUUUAAAUGAAAGCAUCCCCAGUUCCCUCACUUGUCCAACAAUUCUAACAGAGAAACAAUUGUGUUACAACAGCAGAAUCCACAGCAACUCUGCUGACCUUGUUAAGGUGCAUGGUGGAUUGUCAGUAUUGAUGUUGAAAGAGGGGGCCCAGUGGAAGUGGAGGGAGAACAAGUCUUUAUUGCUUUGUCUAUUCUGUUAUGCAGCUCAGACAUGCAGCUCAGUGUCACAUGAGACUGGUGGAGUUCUUCUUGUUUCAGUUUAAUUUUAAGAAAAAAAUACAGCAGCUCGUCUUAUAAUUUUUAACCAUUGUUCCAAAGAAUAGGUUUCCUUCUCCUGUUGAUCGUCGCAUAACAGUGACCUCACUCUGAACUGUGUUCCAGUCAGUUGAUUUAGUCUCUAGCUGUUAAGACAGAUUUUGAUGUGAUUUUUUUUUCAAAAGUGUCUAUAAAACAAAAUGAAACCUUGUGUUCACAAUGGUUUGUUGGUUUUUCUUUAUCCCAGCAUCAGUUCUCUGUGAAAUCCUAAUUGAGCACUUCAUUAUUGUUCUGAAAACAUGUUUUUCCUGGUUAUAGGCUCUCACAAGGCAAGUGUACUGCACAGAUUUAUUCUUUCACCAGGGCCAGCUUUAAAAUAAAAUAUUUUGGAUAGGUUCCCCCCCAAAGUGAACGUUAAUUUGUUAAAUAACCUUGGCCCUUUCCCUUUUACCAGGGGAUGAGGGCUUUUAAUAGGGGGAUGUGUUGCAAAGGUUGCUGCAUAGAGUCUCACGUUUGUUUGCUAUUUAGAGGGUACAGUAUAGGUGUUUCUUGCCAUGGUGCUGUACAGUGCCACUCUAACCUCUAGAGCAGGGGUUCUCAAACUGGGGGUCGGGACCCUUCAGGGGGUCGCGAGGUGAUUACAUUGGGAGUCGCGAGCUGUCAGCCUCCACCCCAAAUCCCACUUCGCCUCCAGCAUUUAUAAUGGUGUUAAAUAUAUAAUAAAGUGUUUUUCAUUUAUAAGGGGGGUCGCACUCAGAGGCUUGCUGUGUGAAAGGGGUCACCAGUACAAAAGUUUGAGAGCCACUGCUCUAUAGUGUUUGAGUUUGUUUAGACAUUACAGGCUAAAUUUUCUUAUAACACGUGGACAGUCAUCACGCUCCUGGGGGAGAAAAUUUUGUGGUUUUCUGAACAACUAGCAGAGGGAUCUUUCUGUGAUUUCUGGGUUUUUUGCACGAAACCAUGCAGAGUCUGCUGGGAACAGCUGAAGAAGAGAGCGGUGAACUUGGGGGAGGGUGGGGGGGUAAGAAGGCAAUACACAUUAGUAUAGUCCAAGGAUUUUCUGCUACUAAUUGGUUGAAGUGGGGUCAAAUGACAAAAAAAGCUUACCCACAAAAUGGUCAAUAGCCUAGAAACUAAGCUGGUGACAUGAUAAUACUUUUCCAAAAUGCUGCAUUGCUGGUGAUGUUCAUAGGAAAAUGCAUUUCACAUUCUUGGUAGUUUUGGUCGUCUUGGUGAAGAUCGGAUCGCUUCUUCCUUUUCCAGGGAUGGCUUUCUCUGAGUCUCAGCACUUGCAUGGUUUCACUAAUCCACUUUUAAAGGGAUUUUUUUAAAAUCAUGUUAUUCAAGCUGCCUAGUAAUCAAUAGCCUGGUAUGGGAACAUGGCGACAGGUCGUCUGGGAAGGAUUUAGACAGUCAUUAAUAAAUGUUCAUAAUUCCCUUGGUCCGACUGCACAAUCAUCAGGUUGCAUCUGGACUGGCUGCCUACUCGUUUCCAAGUGGGAUUUAAGCUGUUUGGUAAAGCCCUAGCUGGCUUGGAAGCGACCUACGUGAGAAGCCUGCCUCUCUCCCUGUGUGGUGAUACCAUCGUUGAGACCAGCAGAGACACAAGCUGGAGUCCUCUUGCUGCUGCCAGGGCAUUCUCUGUAGCGGUCACUUGAUUUUGGUACUUACUUGCAUACCACUGGUCCAAACCGGUGUGAAUCUGUUGGGAUCUACCCCGUGCUAUGAAGUUUCAUCGGCUUUCCACAGGCUUUGGGGGAAAGGGGAAAGUGGGGUCAUUCAAUAUAAGUUUUACGGGACGGGGGUAAGACUGCUGAUUUGUGAACAUCUUUUUAAAAAAUACAUUUCUGAUGCAUGUAAAAGGCACUUAGAGCACAGAGAGGGGGACAUUUGUAUUAGAAAGGUAAUCAUGCACAUAAACUAGUUAAUUUCUCCCUUUUCCCAAAAGAACCCCCAUGGUUCACUGAAAUUUACAGCGGGGGAAAGUCCUGGAGGACUAAGGGUCCCAGCAUAAUGUGCAUUGAGGAAGAGUAGAAAUUCAAAGGCAGGUUACUUCCUUCGGCAUGAUGGUCCAUUCGGUGCACAUUUGCUUGCUCUAAGUAAGUGAUGCUUGUAAGUGGGAAAACUGUCAAAUACAUUUUAAUUAUGAAUCUUACUAAUUUUUCAACUUCUACAGUUACUAAAUUUAAAAUAACUUGGAGUAAACCCCAUCUUAUGUCAACAUUCAUAACUAGCAGUCAGACUUUUCUAAGCCUCCCUAUGGCAGGUAAAUUCCAGUCUCCAUUUAUCAGGAAAACCAUGACAACAUUGGCUUCAUUGUGGAUGGUGCCUUAAUCAAAACCCAGAAUGGUGCUGUGAGAAUUAUUUUGUGUAGCCCUUAGAUACCCCCUAGGAGGAUCUAUGCAUGGGCGUCACAGUUUUUUAAAUAUAAAUUGAGCAGAAGUUUCUAAGAAGAUUUUUUCCAAAACAGGCAGGGCCCUAUCCAACUCUCAUUAACUUUAUAGUGACAAAAGUUUCUGACUUUUUAUGGGGGAAACUGGAGUUGUGGGUUGAGAGAGAGAAAUUUUCACUAGGAUCUGGCCUCCACCUGCAGCGUCAGGAAGAAUGACAUUUCUUAGUAAACCCCGGUAGAGACAAUAUCACAGACUGAAACACUCGCUGUCUCUGAUACAGAGAGUCACAAAAAUUCACUGUUUGACUGGCUCCUGGUUGUGCAGUUACCAUAUUAUGGCCAAUUAGGCUAGAACUCGUUUACCUCAUUACUGGAAGGGCAGUGUGUUAAUAAACCUGACCUAAGAGUAAAAACCUCCCAAUCAAUUUUAUAAAAGAAUUGAAUUCUAUUCCAGAAUGACCUUUUUCUUAUUUUCAGCUUUUUAAAAUGGACUAUAAAAAGGCUGGAAAACGGGCAUUUUUGUAAAAUGUAUUUUUAUAUUGAUUGCUCAGGAGAGAGGAUUUUUCCUGGAGUAGUGGCGGCUUUUUGUACACGGCUGGGUCUCCCUCAGCUGUUUUCAUUUGACAGUUGUGUGCAUGUAAAUGUUAAAAACAUUUUUCAUGUGGUUCUAAUGAUUGAGUAGAACUUCUUAAAGAUUCUGGUAAUCAUAAUAAUUAGUUUGUAUUAGUGCAUUCCCCACUUCGCUGGGUUUUGAGUAAUCGUGUUUCAUGCAUCAAGACAGUUCGUUGCCAGGUAUUGGGAAAAUUUCUCCUAAAUUAGACCACUAACGGGUGCAAACUUGGGAUAUAACUAAAUCACAUCAAAUGUUAAUAAAACUUGAACAAAAUUUGAAAUAAUGAUUAUUUGUACUGAUAAAUUGGUGACCCCCAGUGAAUAUUUUGGUUGAGUUUUGAAUAUAGGCCCUCAACCUGCAAACACUUAAUUUAGUUCAACGAGUCUACUCACAUUAAUAAAAUUAUACACAUGUUUAAAUGUUUGCAGAUCAGGGCCAUAGGAAGUACCAGGAAAAUAGAGAGGGCUUUAACUUAAGAUAUGUAUUAGACAAAAUACAACUAGGUCCCAUGGGCCUCUGAUGUUUUCUUUUAUAGAAUAUGUACUGGCCACUUCUGUGUGUGAGUACCGUUAUGUACUCGGAGUUAUCGACCAUGUUUCUCUGAUGCUACAAGCCCUAGGUCUUCAGCCUCAGUAUUCAAUGGUGGUUUUAUAAACCACACCCUAUCACACGGUGAUAAUGAUCCCGCCCUAAGUUUUUAACCCUUUCAGUGCCCAUCUCAUUUUUGUAGUAAGGUUUAAAUACCGAACUGUGACUGGGGCCUGGCAUGUAUUUAAAACUUAGAUUGACAUCGCUACAGGCGUCAGGGGUAUGUGAAAAGUCCAUACUCCUGAGUGCUGUCGGUAUGCCGACCUACAGCCCCAGCGUAGAGGUGGUUAGGUUGAGGGAAGAAUGCGUCCGUCAACAUAACUACCCUCGCUCAGGCAGGUGGAGUCACUGUCGCAAAGGAAGAACCCCCUCCGUUGCUGGAGUGUGCAGCUGCAGCGCUGUAUGCCUCUGUAACCUCUGUCGUGUAGAGCAGCUCUGACUUGCCAGGGCAGCGUGACCACCAAAGCAGAAUGUCCUCGUGCAGGACAUCACCCCUUCUUUUCUGAACUGAGGCAACUGAUGUUCUUUUCCAAGUUUUGUUUCCGAUACAUUGGUAUAUUAGCCCACCUCCAGUGCAGUGUAUGUCGCCUCUCUUCCUGCACUCUUCACCAGUCACCUCACAAGAGACCCCGAUUAUUGUACUCAAAGCUUUAAUAGGCAAAAAGACCAGUAUGGCUUUGAAUGUCAGUUGUCACAGCAUAUCCUCUGAGGCCUUCUUUGUUAUCUGUGCCACGUCAAUUCAAAUCAGAAUAGUAAUAGCAUUGAAUUUGCCCUAAAAAUGCAUUGAUUUGUUUAAUUUAGCACACAAACGUUAUUAUUCGUCCCUAAACCAUUAACACCAAGAGAACUAAUAAUUACCUUGUGCUAUAUAUUUAUGUAACAUAUUAAUGACACACAUCUGCAUAUUGUAUGAAAACAGCUAGAGUGAGCCUAGCAUUUGCACGGUGUAGUACUCAGUGUUUUAGCAAACAUCACUGUACAUUUUAAUAGUUAAGAUAUUGGGCAGUUUCUGGAAAUGAUUUGGAAAAAAAAAAGUAUUAGCUACUACUUUAACUCCUAAGAGAGCUAACUUUACAAAAGGUCUUGAAAUGGCACUUUUCUAGAUUAGACAUUAGAUAUGGAAAGUCCCUGUAGGUCGUCUUGUCCAUCCAGCAAGGUUGUUCUCUGCAGUAUAUUUCCCCAGUAUUGCUUUGGCCAAUCAGUUUUAAAAUGUUCCAGGCAGUGGGGUUUCCACCACUUCCUUUAAGAGACUGUUCCACAAGUAACAGAUUUCCAUUUUCUAAUACAUUGAUUUUCCAUUUAUUUCAUCCCAUCACUCCUACUUAUUUCCUUUUACCCCAUGCUAAAUAAUUCCUCUCUCCCCAAAGAUCUAGUCUGAGACGGGUGGGGGGGGGGGAGGGAGAGAGGGGAUGAAGCCACCUGCUACAUGUGAGUAAAUAUUAAGUGUUUCUUGUAUCUAAACAUUAACAAAAAUCUACCUGCAAAACUGUUCACCUAAUUCAGAAAGUAUUUUUCUACUCAGAUGUUUUUUGAAGUCGCCUGUUGAUUUUUUGGAAAAAGCUGAGUGGUCUGGAUAGCCGCCCUACCCAUUGUGUAGCAUCUUCAAGGAGAAGAUGCAGUGUUCAUGCAUUGCAGGAUAAUGCUCCAGGACAUUGAAGGAAAGGAAUGCUUUCCUUCUUUCAGUGGACUUCAUCAAUACGUGGAGAAUUAGGGAACAGGGAGACAUUUUCGAAAGGUCUGAGUCCCUCAUUGCUGCUCACAAUUCUUUGUGAGUGAUCCUAAACACUUUUACAAUGAAAAUGAGAAGUAGUAACACACACAGAACCCAGAACACUGUUUCUGCAUAUCAGGACAUUGAUGAGUGACUCUCUGUACCUAAAAGGGUGAUGGAUAGCUCCUGCUUCUUGUGAGUACAAGUGAUAUGGUCGGGAGAACCAGGUCCUUCUGAAGGGUCAAAAAAUCAUUUCAUGUGCUUAGAUGCCAUAGCCACAAGGGCUUUAAAAAUACGUAUAAUGAAAGGUACAUUUCACCUGCACACUGUAAUUACUGUACAUCCUGCUUAACUGUCAUUAAUCUGCAGAAUCCUUUACCCGUAUACUCUAGUGCUCGUUUCAACACUUAAAACUGAUGAAAGGUGAUUUAAAACUCUUGCCUAAGAAAAUGAUUAAUCAUAGCCUUGCCUUUAGCUAGAAUAUUAUUUAAAUCUUUCAUAUGAUUAAUUUAACAUUUAAGUUAAAAUAACAUUCAAUUGCCAGUAUGGAAUUAAAUAUUUUUCCACUUCUCAAAUAUUCCUCCUCUGCAUCUUGCUUCGGGAACGUCAGCGUCAGGUCCAUUGGAAAGGCCCCUUGUGCAGCUAUUUUAUUUCCUAACAUUUUCGUCUGUCUUUAACCGCAGCAGAACACCAACAGUAUUGAAAAUUAAUGGCAAAGUACAAAGAUCCUGUUUAAAGUACUAUGGACUUUACACUCACAGCAAAGUCUGACGUAAGUCACAAGGCCCGACCCUGCAAUUUGAUCUGUCGUCUAUGGCUCUGUAUUCCCACGAGAAAUGCCAUUUAUAGCAUGAAGGCGCCUGACAGAUGCACAAAUCAGAUUUCAAGAUGGGGGUCACCAGGAAGUAGGAUUGUUUUAGAUUAUUGAAUGUUCCUGCUUAUUCUAGUAAACAUGUAAUAUAUUAACUAAACAAUUCUAACUGGAAUCAUUAUUUUAAAGUGAUUUUAGCACAUGAUAUUCGCAUUCUCUAUAAAAUCACUUCAUUAAUGAUUUGUAUCCCAGUAGCACCUGGAGGCUGCAUUGACUUGUGCCCAAUACAAACACAUUUUAAAGGAUGUCUUUGCCCAGUUCCAGCGCCACUGAAAAAAUUACCUUGUCAACAUAUGCCACAUACAGACAAGUGCACAUUGAAUAUAACACACAAUAAACAUUACUGAGGGCACUGAAAUGUGUCACCCCGUCCUGUCCCUGCAGUAGUUCUAAGCGCUGGGAUCUGGUCUUUGAUCAUUAACAAAUCAUUCCCACAGAUUCAGAAUUAGACAUCAUUUGCAGCAAAAGAGUCACUCCAGCCCCUCUCUCUGUCACACCCCUUCCCACCCCAUCUCCUGUGGCCACCAACCUUGAAUGAACACAUCUGCAGCCCCUCUAAUAUGGGCAGCCUGCCUCUUGGUUACGUGAGAAGGAAGGGGCUGGCUAAGACGACGGUAGGGUACCUCCAUGCACAGUCCCACACUGAAUGGAGAAGCCAGUGAACCUGCUGCAUCCUUGCAAGGCUGACGCCAGGGGCUAGGUUCUGUUUGUGGAACUGUAGAGAGCAGUAGGCCCCGAUUGUGUAUUUACACUAGAACUUGAAGGCCUGUAGAGUGUGCGUCUAUUCCAACUCUCUCUUAAUUGCUCAUGAUGUUUCAAAUAAUAAAUAUAUGAUCAGUUCUCAAACUGGGCCUGCAGAGCCAGUGGUGGAAGUACAUUUUCACUGGAAUAGGCUGAGAUCUAAAUGUGAUUUUUGUAGUUUAAUUCCAAAGAAUGUAUUGUAUGGGGAAACCAGACUGAAAAUUACAUCCUCCGUGGCACUGGAGUGAUGGUGGCAGAGCGCUGCAGAGAGAGAGAGAGAGAGAGUGUGUGUGUGUGUGUGAGAGAGAGAAAAGAAUCUCUACUGACAAAUUUGUAAAUAAUAUUUAAUCGUUUCCCCAUUUUUAGUAUUUUUUUAACAUAAGAGUAGAACAUCAAAGAAAAUGGACGUUUUAAUAAAAUGAAAUUGUUGGGUUUUUGAGAAGGAAACUCAUUUCUCUGCCCAGCAAUUUUGGUAAUGAAAAUACAGAUCUAGAGGAAAGAAAGUAGUUUAAUUUCUUCAGUGUCUUAGAUAUUUGAAUACAUCUUCACAACUCCUCCAAAUGAUCCAUUCUCCUAUCUCCUCUUGCAGACAGACCCAAAAAAGGAAAGAAAAGUGCAGUUUAAACGGCUAGCUGGUGAGAUCAGGCUGUAUAAUUCUGUCAGGUAUGUUAAUAGGCUCGGUGGUGGCAGCUCUAGCUAAGAUAUGAGAUGGGGGCUCUAUGCAAUAGCUUACACAGAGGAAAGAAUUAAACAUUUUAAGGAAAUGCUGACCUAGACGAGUUGUUUGUGGUUUUCUGUGGCGUGCUAGAGAUGUUCGUUUCAGAGGGAGCUCUUGAGUAUCAGUUAUUAAUGUAUAUAGGGAUUAUUUAUAUUUGUUAAACUUGGUUCUACAACCUAAACUUAAAAGAACUGCCAGAUUUUCAUGACAGUUCCUACUUGUUUUUUUUCUAAAACACACACAAUCAUAGGUACAGAAAGAAACGCAGAGGUACUAACACACACAGCUGUGAAGGGGCAGGAAUGUUUUUUUGACCCAGCAGAAUACCAGGUGUCUAAACACACUCCAAUAGAGUUGGGGUGGGAUUAGUCAAUCCAAGAGGCAACGUCCUUAUUUUCCUACCACAUUACACCUCUUUUGACCACCGUCUCUAGGAAGGUAAAGUUGUAUUAAAGGCAUAUUAUCAGGUUGAAAAAAAUAAACGUACUUAGCAGUAUUAACAUCUUAGAUCAUUGUAACUGAAAUUUUGUUUUUUUAAAUCCAGCUCACUUUUCUCCUCGAUGCUGUGUGUUUCCUUUUGGCAUUUCUCGGCUUGGUUGAUGAAAAUAAGCUUUUCAGUUUCAUUUUUGUUUCUGGUCAGUUUUGUGGCUUGGUAUUCAUCUACUAACUGAAGGCUGCAGUUUGGGGGUUGCCGGUAUUGAAAGCCAAACGAGCUGUUUCCACUGAAAUUUAAAAAGCUGCAGAAACAUUUCUCUUGAGCUGACGUUUUGUAAAACUGUUCUAACACAUCCCAAAUGUUGGAGUGAAAUCAACUUGACUGAGCCUCUUUACCGAGGCAGAAUCAUGGUCCUUUUUAUAAAUGUUGGCAGUGGAUGUCAUCCAUAUGUUGAGGCAGAAAAUACCCAUGAUUCUAAUGAAAUUUUCCCUAUACUGGGGUGUAUCUGCUCAGGCACACGGAGGAGCUUCCUCCUUCAGGCCAUGAUAUUACUAGUGAAGAGGCACUUAGUUCUUUAUGACAAAUCAAUUAGCUCACAGCUGGCUUAAUUAAAGCAAUUUGAAUAGCUGAUCUCUCCUAGCUGCUUAAGUUUUGAACAGUGUCCGCCUCAUGCCACGGAACUUCUGAGUUACUUCUAUGGGCGCUUCUUCGUAACCUCCUUGUGUUCUCUUUUCCCCCAUUGUUGCAUUUAGGGAACAGUUUAGACAUUAGGCUCUUGGAAGUGCUUGGCUUUGCAGGCUGAUAGCACACUGUCUAUCAGAGAUCUGUCUGAUCCAGUGUCAUUGCAAGAUAAACUACUUGAAAUGCUUGUAAAAACCAUCGUUUUCCUGAAGGAAGCUGUUGGAUGUUGGAUUUCAGGUAUAACUGGAAAGGUGGAAUCCUUGCUAAAAUGCCAUUGAGGUUCUGUAGUAAUUUGCUAAUUUCACGGAAACAUUAGUCACCGAGAGAACUGUGCUGGGACAGGGGCACUAACUGCUCCUGCAGCCUGGUACAGCUGUGCUGUGUGGGGAUGCGCUGGGCUGUUCUAGACGACCCAGCGUGGUAAGGUUGGCUGCAUUGGUUCUGCUUCUGCACAGCAGGUACAGGCUGUGCUGAGCCGCACCCUUUCACCAUGAAACAACGCCCCGUGCUCGUGUAGACGGGUCUUUGGUGGGCAGUCGCUGAUUUUAAAAGGGAAACUGAGGCAGCCUCCUUUCCAGUCCUUGUUAGCACAGUUGGCAGCUGACAACGCUCGAGUUCUGUGUUUGUAACAUGUGGGCGUUGAGCUGUUUCUGUCUCCAUAAGGGUACGUGAAAAAAGUCCCUUUAAAUACCCAAUCCACACUGGGAGAACUCCACUAGCUAUUGCCGUGGACACAGUGUGGGCAGGGCUUUGAUGUAUUGAUUUAGGGCCAGAUUUUCAAAACAGCUCAGCAUCCAGCACGCACAGCUCUUCUGAAAACCAGGUCACUCACGCAGGGGGCUGAAGAGAAGCUGAAAUCUGCCUCUGGGUGCUGAGCACUUCUGAAACCCCCCUCCCUCAUGCACUGGUGCCAGCGCUUGUUUGUGAGAUUUCACCACCUCACGUAGAUGGACUAGGGGGAUGAGUCUGCAUAAAAAGAAACCCAUCCUAAAAUGCCGCGGUUCUCUCUGAGACGCACUCCAGAUAGCAAUAAAACACCUGCCGGCAGAGAAGAGGUGUUGGGAGAAUAGCGAGCUGAGGUAAUUGGGUACAGGCUGGGUAACGAGAACAUGGCUGGGUUAAGUGACUCAGAGGGACGGCUCAAUUACGGGGGUACUGAGCACAUUUUAAAUUUCAAGUGGCCUUUCCUCGAUUUGGGGGAGGGGGUGGCAAAGGGAAGGGUCUGAAGUGGGUGGAUUAAUUUAGUGCAAUGUCAUAGGGGAUCCUUUUUGUUUCUCAUGAUGCCUACUGCCCUUAAAUGUUGAAACUGGGUCUUUGUAAGCAAUGUUUGUGUAUUUAUGUGUAUAUCUGAGGUACAAAGUUUUAAAAUUACUGCCUUUUUCUCCCUGUUAUUUUUCUGAGUAAUUCCGGAUGUACUUUAGUCUCUCUACUGUCAAAACUUUUAUAUUGUAAAACUGAUGCUGGUGGGUUUUGGUUAUUUUGUUUGGUUUUUGUUUUUUGUAAAAAAAAAAGAAAAGAAAAAAACAAGUCUGCAUCUCUCUAUCCAUUGUCAGUUUUAGGCUGUAAAUUCCAAAUAUCAAUAAAAACUCAAAAUUCUCAUUGA